Molecule: messenger RNA, 1358 nt
Organism: Boeremia exigua
Lineage: Eukaryota; Fungi; Ascomycota; Dothideomycetes; Pleosporales; Didymellaceae
Product: glycoside hydrolase superfamily
Exons: 1
Coding region: 281-1213 (310 amino acids)
Biological process (GO): cell wall organization
Cellular component (GO): cell surface; fungal-type cell wall; extracellular region
Molecular function (GO): 1,3-beta-glucanosyltransferase activity; glucan endo-1,3-beta-D-glucosidase activity
Source: RefSeq, a predicted model, not a curated record
UAGUCCCUGCAUCUCACCCCAACAAGAGUUCUAAGGAUUGGCACGCCAAGUCUAUCGAGCUGCGUGGCGCUCGGCUGGUCACCUCGUUAAAGCUCGUAAAGCGGGCCAAAUGCUUCCGACACGUCAGACACGAGCCUCUUAACGUCAUGUUGAACUUGGCGAUGAUGAUCGGUACAAACUAGGGGCAAAAUAUGGUAGCAUACAAAACGAUGAGGCUUCCCAGUCUCUCCAGUAUUGCGUCUAUCUUCAAUUGUAAUCAGUAAUCGUAUUUAUAUUCAUAAUGAAGGCCUCAAUCGCAUCCCUCGUGGCGCUCGCCACCGCCGCCUCAGCCCAAGUCAAGGGCUUCAACUACGGCGCUACAAACAACGACGGCUCUUGCCGCGGCUACAGCGACUUCAUCCGUUACUUCAACGACGCCAAGUCGCUCCCCGGCACCGAGGGCUUCCAGGCCGCCCGCCUCUACACUUCCAUCCAGUGCGGCACCGCCGCGUCCCCCAUCGAAGCCUUCCGCGCCGCCAUCGACACCGACACCAAGAUCCUCGUCGGCCUGUGGGCCUCCGCCGGCCGCGCCGUGUACGAGAAUGAGCUGAACGCUCUUCUCGCUGCCGCCCGCGACCUUGGCCCCGCGUUCACAGACCGCAUCAUCGGUAUCAGCGUCGGUUCCGAGGACUUGUACCGCAGCUCGCCCCAGGGUGUUGCUAACAACGCCGGUGUUGGCGCCACUGGUGCUGAAAUCGAGGGCUAUAUGGGAUGGAUGCGCGAUUGGAUUCGUGGCACCGCGCUUGAGAGCAAGCCCAUCGGCCACGUCGACACCUGGACUGCCUGGGUACUCCCCGAGAACCAGGGAGUCAUCUCCAGUGCGAACUGGUUAGGACAUAACUCUUUCCCUUACUUCGAAUCCACAAUCCCGAACAAUAUCAAUCAGGCUGCUGAGAACUUCCGCUCAGCAGUAGCUAAGACCGAAGCCGUUGCCGGCGGCAAGGAGGUCUGGAUCACCGAGACCGGCUGGCCUCGCAUGGGCCCCGUGUCCCGCGACGCAGUCGCCAGCACCGAGAACUCGCAGCGCUACUGGAAGGAGGUUGGCUGCAGUCUGUUCGGGCGCCGCAACACGUUCUGGUACACGCUCAAGGACGCCAACACGGCGCAGACAGACUUGAGCUUCGCGGUGACACCGCUCGAGAACAACACUCCUUACUUUGACCUUACUUGUUAGAAGGGGGUUUGACUGUUUGAGAGUGAGCAUUUGCGGGAGUUUGUCGAGAUGUUUGAGUAAAAAGUACUUAGAUUCAUGAUGCUCGUCAAGCUUCAAUAUAGUGUGCAUAAUAUCACAUGAUGAUAUCUUCCUCAGGCCGAGACCA